Messenger RNA from Triticum turgidum subsp. durum (durum wheat), 621 nucleotides. Lineage: Eukaryota; Viridiplantae; Streptophyta; Magnoliopsida; Poales; Poaceae. The record is from the annotation of a GenBank genome assembly.
AUGGAGGCGGUCUUCAGCAGGUCAGCUGAGAUUGCCGGUAUUUCCAACAGGAUGGUGAAUGAUUGGGAAGGAAUAGUCCUCGACUUCCGCAGUAGCGACGAAUCAACAAUUCAUCCAGCAAAUGACCUCCUCGUACAAGCCCUGCAGCAUUAUUUUGGUGACACAUACUUGGCGCAGUCAGUAGUACAACACACCACUGAACUUUGCUCUCACAUGAUUCGUCUCUGGCGAUCCAAGCUGGAGCAAGACGCAGAAUUGAUACACCCAGGUGAGAAGGGUCGAAAGUACAUAUUUCUCUUAAAUAACACAUACGUUGUUCGUCAAACGGUGUCGCGUCAAGGAGCAUAUUUUCCCAAAGUAGAACUGAGGAGUCGGCUCAGUUCAAUGAUCGAGGGAUACAAGAAGGGCUACUUGGACGAGUGUUGGGCUCCUCUGAACCGUUUAAAAUCGGAGGAGUUUACGGCCGAAUUUCUUGCCACCUGUAAUCGCCAGAGGACGUGGAAGGUUACAGCUGAGCUCAGGUACCAACUGCGGCAGGAGAUUCUGGAUUUGGUUGUUUCACAUUCACCGUAUGAGGUAUCCAACGGAAGCUGUAUGAUGGAAGGAUUAUUUGAAGGAUGA